AUGGCGACGCUAACGCAAACCGAACUCGACAUCACCGACGUAGGACUGCUGGAGUUCCUCCCUCUCUCAAAGACGGCCUCGGCGGCGCCUAGCAUCUCACAUAGCCAUGUGACGUUUGCUGACGACGUGAGAGGUGAGGCUGUACCGCCGACGAAUGCGUUUGAGGCGCGGCCGCGAUGGAACCAUCCGGCGAACAAAUGGAAGGUUUUCGCUGCCUUUUGGAGUUUUUUGGUUGUGGGGUUGAAUGAUGGGUCUUAUGGGCUUGAAACAUACUACUCAUUAUCCUACACAGUCGUCUCCCUGAUCUUCCUCUCCCCCUUCGCCGGCUACACAUUGGCCGCGAUAACUAACACAUCCGUCCACAUCCGCCUCGGGCAACGGGGCGUCGCCGUCAUUGGGCCGCUAUGCCAUUUUCUAUCAUAUAUCGUAUUAUCCAUCCACCCUCCCUAUCCGGUGAUGGUGGUGAUGUUCAUCUUCGUGGGAUUUGGCAAUGGCCUUAUUGACUCGGCGUGGUGUGCGUGGUUGGGGAACAUGGCCGAUGCGAACCAGAUCGCGGGUGUGUUACACGGAUGUUAUGCCAUUGGAGCGACGGUUGCGCCGCUCAUUGCGACAUUGCUUUUUACAAAGGGCGGUCAGCAGUGGUAUAGUUAUUAUUAUCUUCUGAUUGGGAUUGCUGGUUUGGAACUCUUGUUCUGCGCCUUCACAUUCCGGAAUCAAACAGGAAAAGUCUAUCAACAAGAAAAUCCUAGCAUGCAUACCCAGACUUCUGGACGGACUCGUGAAGCUCUGAAGCACAAACUCACUUGGAUAUUUGCACUUUUCAUCUUCGGAUACAUGGGAGCAGAAGUCUCUCUUGGUGGUUGGGUAGUCCUCUUCAUGUCCAAAAUCCGAGCUGCCUCAUCUUUCCAAUCCGGCGCCACAUCCGCUGGGUUCUGGGCUGGUAUGGCGGUGGGCCGUCUAGGCCUUUCCUUCAUCACCGCACGCCUUGGGGAGUUCUACUCAAUCCUGGCCUACAUCUUCGUUUGUCUCGCGCUCGAACUGGUAUUUUGGCUCGUUCCAUCCCUGAUCAUCUCCGCUGUUGCUGUUUCUCUUUUGGGUGUAUUCAUCGGUCCGCUAUUUCCUACAGGCAUGGUACUCUUGACAAAGAUGAUGCCAAAACAUCUCCAUGUAGGUGCUGUUGGAUUUGCCGCAGCUUUUGGGGGAGGUGGUGGUGCUAUAUUUCCGUUCAUUGUUGGUGCGAUAGCACAAAGAAAGGGUGUCGAGAGUCUUCAACCCGUCAUACUGGCCAUUUUGAUCCUUAUAGCUAGUCUAUGGAUGUGUCUGCCGAAAUCCGAGAAAAGGACGAAUGGAGACGAGGUCGAGCUGGAAGCGAUGCGAUGA
This is a messenger RNA of Glarea lozoyensis ATCC 20868, 1380 nucleotides long. RefSeq names its product MFS general substrate transporter. Gene Ontology annotation, biological process: transmembrane transport. The transcript has 4 exons. NCBI's taxonomy places the organism in Eukaryota, Fungi, Ascomycota, Leotiomycetes, Helotiales, Helotiaceae. The record is from RefSeq and is a predicted model, not a curated record. Gene Ontology annotation, cellular component: membrane. Gene Ontology annotation, molecular function: transmembrane transporter activity. Bases 1 to 1380 code for a protein of 459 amino acids.